This is a messenger RNA of Phaeodactylum tricornutum CCAP 1055/1, 1051 nucleotides long. RefSeq lists its product with no specific name. NCBI's taxonomy places the organism in Eukaryota, Bacillariophyta, Bacillariophyceae, Surirellales, Neidiaceae. Bases 152 to 1051 code for a protein of 299 amino acids. Gene Ontology annotation, biological process: riboflavin biosynthetic process. The record is from RefSeq and is a predicted model, not a curated record. The transcript has a single exon. Gene Ontology annotation, molecular function: 5-amino-6-(5-phosphoribosylamino)uracil reductase activity.
AAAAAGGAUCGGUCCGACGUAAGAGGACUUGCCAACGCCCACGUUGCGAUUCAGCGGUUCCGACGAACGGUUUCGAGCAUCGUUAUUCCUUCUCAUCUAUCGAACACCUACAGUCAUACCAAUAAAAAUUGGCUUCCGCUUACAGUUAGUAAUGACCCCGUUGCGUUGCGCGUUCGUGGUCUGGAUCGGCUGGCUACGACACUUUGACGCCGCGGCGGCGUGGACGAGUCGGACGGCGUGGUCGCCAGGAUUCCGUUCGUCCCGAGACGUCGCGACGGGAUGUGCGGCAGCUCCGGCGGACGCGAAAAGCGAUGCCGUCGCGGCGGUGACGGGCGUCACGCUCAAGGUGGCACUCGACGCCAACGGCGCCGCCGCCGAUCGAGCGGCAAACGAAUCGUUACGCUUUACGUGCGGAGAGGCCUUGGAUAUGGUCCACCGCUUGCGUUGUUGCAGUGACGCCGUUUUGGUGGGACGUGGAACCGUCCAAGCGGACAAUCCCUCGCUCACCGUACGACGCACCCCCUGCGACCGUCAACCUCUCCGGGUGGUGUUGGAUCCGCGAUUGGAACUGCUCCGACAGAAAACGGACCAGGGUGCCCGCUUCGCACUGUUGGAAGACGGACUCACCACGGUUGUGUACCACACUGUACCCGACUUGGACGAAGACUCUUUGAAUUUGCUGGAAACCAUCACUGUCGUAUACGUCCCGCCGACCAAACCAUCCGGCGACAAUGUGCCCCAUGGUGACUACCUCUCCGCUGCGACGCUGACACGGGAUUUGCGCGACCGCUUCGGGGUCAACCAUCUCAUGGUCGAAGGUGGUCCCCUCACGGCCCGACAAUUUCUCUACGAACACCAAGUGGACCGGGUCAUUCUCGUUCACGCUUCCCUGUGCUUUCGGCAGCCGUUGGAGUCGGGUUUGACCGAAAAAGUACUCGUCGAUGCCGGAUUGGAAAAAUUGGGCACGGAACCUUGUGGAGUCGACCAAAUUGAAUACUGGUCCCGACCCGAGCUGCCCUGGCCAACGACGGAACUAUCCAAGUGGCCUUGA